AUGGAGUUUGACGACGAGAUGGGCUAUGCCGUCGCAGGACCAGGCUCCUCGCGCUCAAACAGCCGACCGCCCCGUCCACGCUGUCAAGCACCCCAGGAAUCUGUCAAGCAGUUCUGGGAACAGUUCAAUACCAAGUAUCCUGGCAAAGUAUACACGGUGCUACCGGACAAUCCGUACGCACGGACUCGGGCCAAGCGUGUACCAAGCGGUCGUAUCCAAGGCCACGAAGCCGUCAAAUCGUACGAGCAGGCGCGCCAAGAAUGUCGAAAAUCCGUCGACCGGAUCGUCAAGGAAUGUGAGCGUGUGAAUCAGAAAUAUACGGACCCCCACUUCGAUAUCGAGCUCGACCUAAAGACUGGCCGGAGACACUAUCUCGAUGGAUUGGAUAAGCCGAAUACGUAUAUGAGACCCCGAGGCGUGAAGAGAGUGACCGAAAUCUUUGAGAAUCCGCAGUUCUUCGUUAAUGGGCCUACCGCAUCAGAUGUGCGACAGGGAUAUGAUGGGGAUUGCUGGCUUAUGGCUGCGCUUUGUACUAUGGGCAAUAAGGAGGAGCUCAUCCGGAAGAUUUGUGUUCACCGCAAUGAGGAUGUCGGGGUUUACGGGUUUGUUUUCCAUCGAGACGGCGAGUGGCAGCAAUGCAUUGUAGAUGACAAACUAUAUCUCCGCGCUGCUGACUAUGAUGAGUCUGUCGACGAGCGACCCCUCUGGGACGACAUAACUCGCACUGAUACGGAGGAAGAGUACCGUCGAGUCUGGCAGACGGGCUCGCGGGCACUGUACUUCGCCCAAUGUGUCGAUGACAAUGAGAUAUGGCUACCCCUUCUAGAGAAAGCCUUUGCAAAGGCCCACGGAGAUUAUUCCGCUAUCGAGGGUGGAUUUGUUGGUGAAGCUAUCGAGGAUCUCACUGGAGGCGUGACGUCUGAGGUCUUAUCUAGCAACAUCCUGAACAAGGACCGCUUUUGGACCGAGGAACUUAUGAAGGUCAACAAGGAAUUUCUGUUUGGUUGCGGGACGGGCAUGUACUCGAACUGGUUAGAUCCCAAGUACCAGGGUCCACCGAGGGAUCGCAAGGGUAUCGCAGAGGGCCACUCCUAUUCCAUCAUGGAAGCCCGGGAGAUCAACGGACAUCGGCUGCUGCGAUUGAGGUACGUACAUGAAUUGGCUUGUCAAAGGCAGAUGGACGAAAAACUCACAACUACUAGGAACCCAUGGGGUCGCAAAGAAUGGCACGGUGCCUGGGGUGAUGGAUCCAAAGAAUGGACACCCGAGUGGAUGGAAAUUCUUGGCCAUAAAUUUGGCAACGAUGGUUUCUUCUGGAUCUCUUAUAAAGACCUCCUUAGGAAGUACCAGCACUUCGACCGGACUCGUCUUUUUGCACUUGAAUGGACCAUUACCCAGCAAUGGACUACCUUGAAUGUUCCAUGGUCUGCGGAUUAUCACAGUACCAAAUUCAUGAUGGAUGUGACCAAGAGUGGUCCGGUGGUCAUCGUCCUAUCCCAGCUUGAUACGCGUUAUUUCAAAGGGCUAGCCGGCGAGUAUAGCUUCGUGCUCAAAUUCCGCCUACAAAAGCAGGGAGAAGAAGAUUAUCUCGUGCGCAGCCAUAGCAGCCACUUCAUGGGCCGAUCUGUCAACGCCGAGAUUGACCUUGACCCGGGUCACUAUCACGUCCUGAUGAAGAUCACUGCUUUCCGUCACGAAGACGUAGCUUCGACUGAGGAAAUUGUUCGCCAGGUUGCCUCGACUAGAAGAGAGAAACUGGUGCAAGUCGGCCUUUCAUACGACCUCGCGCAUGCCAAGGGAAUGAUAGGCGAGACAGAGCAAGAAAAGUGGGAGCAGGAACGCUUCAAGGAAAUUGAGCGAAAAAAGCUUCGCGAUGAGAUCAAGAAAAAGAAGCAGAAGGAUUGGAUCCGCAACCAGAAGAUGAAUGCCCGACAAGAGCGCAUGGAAGCACGGCGCGUUACCCGCACCCCCAGUGGUAGCUCCUACGGUCAUAACCCCGAACACGAUCCUAUUCCGAGUCAGAUCUUAGCAGAAAAGCCAGUAGAGGAUUCUCCCAUUGACACUGCAAGCAUUUCAAGUGAAACCAGUGACCACCGUGUUAAUGGUUCCGUGCCGGUCAUCCAUGUCAACGGCGGCCAGGGCCUACACGCAAGACACGCAAGCAGUGGCUGGCGACGCGGAGCCGACUCUCCACAUCCCAGUCUAGACACUCGCAUUGCUACAGAGGCUUUGGAUCCGAGUGACCUUGAGAUAUUAGAAGGAUUCGAAUUUGAUAGCGAUCUCGAUAUGCCUCCUGACGAGGCGAAUGUGAAGAACCAUCCCCCAUCAAUGGACCACAAUGAGCCUCCUGUCGACCCAUGGAAUGCUGUCUGCGUUGUGGGACUGCGCGUUUACUCCAAGGAUCCGAUGUUGGGUUUGCAGGUUGUGCGUCCUGUGCCACCGAAUGAUGUUGAGGCUCCUCUGGACCGGGACGACCCUGCGGCGUCAGCGACUACCUCUCGGCGAGAUGCUUCUUCGUGA
Molecule: messenger RNA, 2520 nt
Organism: Penicillium coprophilum
Lineage: Eukaryota; Fungi; Ascomycota; Eurotiomycetes; Eurotiales; Aspergillaceae
Exons: 5
Coding region: 1-2520 (839 amino acids)
Biological process (GO): proteolysis
Cellular component (GO): cytoplasm
Molecular function (GO): calcium-dependent cysteine-type endopeptidase activity
Source: RefSeq, a predicted model, not a curated record